Messenger RNA from Mya arenaria, 2062 nucleotides. RefSeq lists its product as uncharacterized. The record is from RefSeq and is a predicted model, not a curated record. Gene Ontology annotation, biological process: immune response. The transcript is spliced from 4 exons. NCBI's taxonomy places the organism in Eukaryota, Metazoa, Mollusca, Bivalvia, Myida, Myidae. The coding region runs from base 126 to 1121 and encodes 331 amino acids. Gene Ontology annotation, molecular function: tumor necrosis factor receptor binding. Gene Ontology annotation, cellular component: membrane.
AUAUAUUGUGAACCAGCCCACUAUCUAUCUGUGGGGAUAUAUUUGUUGACAAAACGUUGAAUGAAAUAGACGGUGUGAAAAAUUGAAAGAAGACACAGAAGUAAAGAGAUUGACAAAAAAAGAAAAUGGAUGAAUUAGGGGUACAUGAAACAGGUAAAUGCUUGUUUGACCGGCCUCGUGCGUCGACUUGCGAUUACUUCAGAGAAAACAGUGUGAACGAAGUUAGGGAAAAGGUGGAGCAAAAAAACUUGCUUGCGAAUAGCACAAAUCCUAUUGUGGACCCUAAGCUCAAAGAAUUGAAUCAAAAUCAAGCGUCAGUGUGCGAAGAUCAAAAUGACAAUGAAGAUGGUGAUUUGAUGUUUAAACAACUUAGGGUUGUCCUGAAUAAAGAUAGAAUUGUUAAAAUAAACAUGGAAAUUGAAGGGUACACUUUAGCUACCGUAGAUUCCUCGAGACAAACGGUCGCCGGGAGCCGUGAGGAAUGGACAUGUAGACGUGCGUGUUUGGUUAUAGCAGUGAGCGCCGUUAUAGGAUGUCUCCUGUCAUGGACCGUUCUUAUACCAGUUUUCUACACGAGCAGAUCGUCUUCUUCCGAUCCUAUCUUAAAUUCGUCGGUCAAUGAAAUGACAGCUUUGCAGAAGCCCUGGUAUGAACCAUAUACGGACAAUGCAGAUCAUAGCAAACCAAUCGGAAGAUUUGUCCUCGAUCAGCAGACAUUGAUGGACAGUGGUUUCCUACGAUGGAAGGGAUCGGAGCAGACAGUAGGCUCCCGCGUGCUGCCGAGCCCGAACGAAUCCUGUGUGGUAGCGCCGGAAGCCGGACUCUACAGGGUAUACUCACAGAUCACUUUCGCAUUUGACGGGCGGACACACCGGUCCGAGGUUGCGCACAGCGUCCUAGUGCGAACGGGUGAUGACGAGUACAUGGUGCAGAAAAAGUUAAUCAGCGUUCCUUUCAGAGACCCCAAACUUUCGAAGCGCCAUCAGACAAUGGACCCCAGUAACCUCAUAACGUCCGCGAAAGUCGCCACCGACGACCGCAUUUGCAUAUUGGUCAGCCCGGUGGGUCUUGUGUACAAGUCACAGGUAGACAACGUACUUAUGGUAGUGAAAGAAGGUUGAAAAGAGGUUUUCGUUGGUACCGAGCCUUUUAGCACAGGAAAAGAACUGGUUGUGUUGCUACGUGACGCCUUCGCAUGGAAGGUGGACAAAAGGCGGCGGAAGUUCCGCACUAUGUUACUGCUAUGUUCAGUCACGUUUUGAAACAGUGUUCAAUAUUUCACGGGUCCAUCUCAGCACAAUUUGAUGACACCGUUAGUGUAUUCUUUUAAAGUAAAAUAAACUACGAGUUUGGUGUUAAUGUAGGCUGAGCAAUCGCAAGUGAAAAACACACAUUAUACACACGCUUAUUUAUAUACAUUUAAAACGAAACACCUUUCCUGGGUAAAUACUCGAUCCUCAACUUUUUGGAGCAUUUACUUUAUACAAAUAUUGCUCCCUUUAUUUAUUGGGAUUCACUAUAUUGCAUUUAUCGGUAUCUAUUCUAAGCAGAUCUACCUCAUGUUUUUAUAUUUGAUUUUUUGUAAAAUUUACUUUUUAUUUUUUGUAUAAAUCUGUUUUAUUUCUAUACCUUGAUCAUUAUAGUUGUACAGUAAUUUAUAUACCGUCUCCGUGGCCUAGUGGAUAAGCGUCCGCCUACGGAGCGGGAGGUCGUGGGUUCGAUCCCUGGCCGCGUCAUACCAAAAGACGUUAAAAGUUGGUACAAGUAGCUCCCUUGCCUGGCGCUUGGCAUUUAAAGGGUAGUGCUUGGAAAAGUGGUGUACUCAGUACUGGUUUAACCCAGGAAAGUUGUACCCCGUGUAUCGGUGCUUUACACCGAGCACGUAAAAGAACCAAGGGGUCUCUUCGAAAAAGAGCUAGGGUCUCGCACCCGGACUUCCUUGUAUCCCACCACUGUCUCUUCAGCGUGCUGUCCCUUCAGCAAAAAACAAAGGACCCCGUUGGAAAUAAGUGCUUGCACUUUCACGGGUUAUCCUUGAUCGCAAGGUCUAAAAGAAAUACAA